This is a messenger RNA of Alosa sapidissima (American shad), 1518 nucleotides long. RefSeq names its product keratin 98 (gene krt98). The record is from RefSeq and is a predicted model, not a curated record. Bases 84 to 1319 code for a protein of 411 amino acids. The transcript has 8 exons. Gene Ontology annotation, molecular function: structural molecule activity. Lineage: Eukaryota; Metazoa; Chordata; Actinopteri; Clupeiformes; Clupeidae.
ACCUCGCUGAGACUCCAGCAGCCUUCAGCCUCCAAACCUCUUCACUACCAGCCAGCCAGCCAGCCAGCCAAACUACGAGCACCAUGUCCUUCAUCUCCAGAUCCUACAGCCCCAGAACGAUGAGCGUCUACGGUGGCGCUGGUGGCCAGGGCACCCGAAUCUCCACCGCCAGCGUCGGCCCGCGUCUCUACGGCUCGGCGAUGUCCGGCGGCAGCUUCAACCUGGCCAACGGCCUGCCGAGUUCCACUUCCGGCUUGGACCUGCAUGUGGGCGCCAACGAGAAGUCCACGCUGCAGAACCUCAACGACCGGCUGGCGUCCUACUUGGAGCGCGUGCGCACGCUGGAGAAGGAGAAUACGGAGCUGGAGCGCAAGAUCCGCCUAUGGCUCGAGCAGCACACCGUGGUCAGCCACGACCACUCGGCCCACCUGGCCAAGGUCGAUGACCUGCGUGACCAGAUCCGUGCUGCCUACAAGGGCAACUCUCUGCUUCUGCUGUCCAUUGACAAUUCCAAGCUGGCUGCAGAUGACUUCAGAGUGAAGUAUGAGAAUGAGUUGGCCAUACGUCAGUCUGUGGAAGCUGAUAUCGCCGGCCUAAAGAAGGUUCUAGAUGAGCUGAGUCUCAUGCGCUCAGACCUGGAGAUGCAGUACGAGGGCCUGAAAGAGGAACUGGUCUUCAUGAAGAGGAACCAUCAGGAGGAGCUGGCCGUUGUGCGGAGCCAGGUCGGCGGGCAGGUCAGUGUGGAGGUGGACGCGGCACCGUCCAUGGACCUCAACCAGACCAUGCAGGAGAUCAGGGAGCACUACGAGGCUGUCACGGCCAAGAACCAACGCGAGCUGGAGGCCUGGUACCAGAGCAAGGUCGUCACAGUGGAGCAGGAGGUGCUCACCCAGAAUGAGGGCCUGAGUCUGUCCCGCACCGAGCUCAAGGAGCUCAAGAGCACCUUCCAAAGGCUGCAGAUUGAACUGCAGUCCCACCACAGCAUGAAAAGCUCGCUGGAGUGCACGCUGGCAGAGACUCAGCAGCGCUACGCCGCCCAGCUGGCCAGCCUGCAGGCCAACGUGAGCGGACUGGAGACGCAGCUCAGCCAGCUCCACGCCGACAUCGCCCACACCCGACAGGAGUACGACCAGCUGCUGGACCUCAAGACCCGGCUGGAGAGGGAGAUCGCUGAGUACAGGAGACUGCUGGACGGAGAGGAGAGUGAAACUCAAAUUGUAACCAAGACUAUUACUGUGGUGGAGACCAUUGUGGACGGACAAGUUGUGGAGUCCAGCAAGACUGUUGACAUUGAUGUGCAUUCCGAUGAUGAUAACUAGAUAUCAGCAAGAAGACUGAAUAAAGUCACUCUGCUUCAAUGUCUAAAAAGAGUUUACCUCUGUCCCUUCACAUGUUAUCCUCUCAGGCGCGAAGAGCUUCUGUUAUCUCUGACUGAGUUAAAGCUAUGCAUGUGUCUGUGUGAUGAUUUACAAAUUAAAAAGGUCCAGAAUGACAUCUUGGGCUUGGAUUUGCUAAAAA